AUGGCCUGGAGCCUCCUCUCUGUCCCGAGGUCAGGCCGCACGUGCCCUCCCGUAGCCGCCGCGCCGCCGCGUGCCACCUCACCUUACAGGCUGAGUCAGCUCACGCUGCAGUUAGUGGAAGACCUGCAGAUUUUUCACCUGAGCUCGCUUGGACCGCGGGUUACAUCAAACCCAUGUUCACCAAACCCCUGGCAAUUCUCAGCGCUGACCGAAGUGAUCUUCCGCUUUCUAACAGAGCCCAAGGAGGUGGAAAGGUUUCUGACCCAGCUCUCAGACUUUGCCACCAUGAAUAAACUCAGCUUAGGCCCUCUGAAAAACAUCGUCAAAAGUAUUCUUCUGGUACCUAACGGUGCCCUGAAGAGGAAUCUGUCUUCUGAACAAGUCAGAGCAGAUUUUAUCGCUUUAGGACUCAGUGAAGAGAAAGCAAGUUAUUUUGCAGAACAGUGGAAGCUGAAUUCCCCCACGCUAACACGCCUGGCUGUUGGUCAGACGCUGAUGAUUAACCAGCUGAUAGAUAUGGAGUGGAAGUUUGGAGUGACUGCUGGGAGCAGUGAACUGGAAAAAGUGGGAAGUAUCUUCUUGCAGUUGAAGCUGGUGAUCAAAAAAGGGAGCCAAAUGGAAAAUGUAUACAUGGAGUUAACUUUGCCGCAGUUCUACAGUUUUUUGCAUGAGAUGGAACGGGUCAAAACCAGUCUGGAAAGCUUCAGUUGAAACUGCAUGGGCCUGAACAGACAUCUCUCCAGGAUGUUUAAUUUCUCCUUGUGGGCCUGCAGAUCUGCGCUUUCCCAGCUGACUUACAACUUGAUAAGAGAAGACAGUACCGUGUAGCAAGCACUGGUGUGAAGACCCAGAAGGACCCAUCAGUCCUUUAGUACCUGAAACUUCUGCAAGUGUUUUGAAGCAGCUACAAGAACAAGUCCAUUCACCUCUUUUUUAUACUGUUAUAAGAAAUUGUUGUCAGAGAUAUAUGGAUGCUUGUAUUGAAAUAGCAAAGAAAUAAACCCAUUCAUGUCCUCCUC
Messenger RNA from Struthio camelus australis, 1019 nucleotides. The record is from RefSeq and is a predicted model, not a curated record. Lineage: Eukaryota; Metazoa; Chordata; Aves; Struthioniformes; Struthionidae.